CGUGUCCAAGAUCUUCGUUGGCCUUUUUCUUUUCACCUCCUACCCUUUAUGUUCCUCGCAACAGCAAACACAGCGAUCCCUCGCUCGCUUCAUCAUUCUUCUAUGCACUCUCAUUCAUCUUCCUUCAACAACCCCUUCAUCAUCUUCUUCUUCUUUUUCUUCUCUCAAUCCAACAUGUUCAACUACCUUCUCUCCCUCUAACGAUGGACCACUCAGAUCCAUUGAUUUGAUAGUUGCAAAGGAAAAGAUACGACCAUGCAGAUUCAUUACCAUUGGUUUGAUUCUGAAGCUAAAAUACGGUUGUUAUCUAAUUGUAUAUCCAGUCUCUAUUGCAAUUGAUAAGCCACUUUCAAGGUGUUAUCAUCUUGCUGACACUGGAGACUUUGGUCUGAGUGAAUAGAUAAAUUGGUCACAAGUUUGCAAGAUGCCAUAUUAUAUACAGAGACUUUAUAGGCUAUGCAAUGCAUCCUUUUCACCUGAUGGACCUGUGUCAGAAGAGGCCAUUGAGAAAGUUCGUGAGAAGUUAGAAAAAAUCAAGCCAUCAGAUGUAGGUCUUGAACAAGAGGCACAAGUGGUUCAGAAUUGGUCCGGUUCAAUGCUUGAACGUAAUGGGAGCCAUCAAUCUUUGCCACCUAUCAAAUAUUUGCAUUUGCAUGAAAGUGAUUCCUUCUCUAUAGGAAUUUUUUGCAUGCCCCCCUCUUCUAUCAUUCCUCUCCAUAAUCAUCCUGGAAUGACAGUGUUGAGCAAGCUGUUAUAUGGCUCAAUGUAUGUUAAAUCCUAUGAUUGGAUUGAUGCACCUGGAUCCACUGAUCCAUCCGAAGCUAGACCUGCAAAGCUUGUCAAAGAUACUGAGAUGACAGCGCUGAUUCCCACAACAGUUCUCUAUCCCACCAGCGGAGGAAACAUCCAUUGUUUCAGCGCUAUAACUCCAUGUGCAAUCUUUGACAUAUUGUCUCCCCCCUACUCUUCAGACCAUGGAAGACACUGCACCUACUUCCGGAGAUCCCAACAGAAAGAUCUUCCAGUUAAUGUUCUGUUGAACGGAGUGACGGUUUCUGAAGUGACUUGGUUGGAAGAUUUCCAACCUCCUGAUGACUUUGUGAUCCGGAAAGGGCAGUACAGGGGUCCAGUUAUUAGAACUUGAAAAUUUUAUUGUUUGAUGUGUCUUACUACACCAAAAGGAAAUUGGCUUAUGUUUAGGUUACAACAAAGGAAACUGUGGAAUGUGGAAUAAUUAUAUUCUUUGUCUAUGUCCUUUAGGCAUUGGAGUAUGUACAUAAUAAUGCAUUAGUGUAAUUAUUUACAGACCUCAGCUUAAUCCAUUAGAAUAGUUAACUGUAUGUUGAAAUAGUACUUCCCCGUGGCCAUAUCAAAAUUUGUUUUCGUGGAGAAUAAGAGGGUAUUGUGACUUGGUCCAGAGUUCUUGUUA
This is a messenger RNA of Glycine soja, 1429 nucleotides long. RefSeq names its product plant cysteine oxidase 4-like. The transcript is spliced from 6 exons. The record is from RefSeq and is a predicted model, not a curated record. Gene Ontology annotation, molecular function: oxidoreductase activity, acting on single donors with incorporation of molecular oxygen, incorporation of two atoms of oxygen. Bases 425 to 1144 code for a protein of 239 amino acids. NCBI's taxonomy places the organism in Eukaryota, Viridiplantae, Streptophyta, Magnoliopsida, Fabales, Fabaceae.